Messenger RNA from Hyla sarda, 727 nucleotides. RefSeq names its product mediator complex subunit 28 (gene MED28). Lineage: Eukaryota; Metazoa; Chordata; Amphibia; Anura; Hylidae. The record is from RefSeq and is a predicted model, not a curated record. Bases 33 to 563 code for a protein of 176 amino acids. The transcript has 4 exons. Gene Ontology annotation, cellular component: mediator complex.
GCUCUGGUGGGUGACGUCACUUCCUCCGAAUCAUGGCGUCUUCUCUCAGCGGGAUGUUUUCGGGGCAGCCGCCCGGUCCUCCGCCGCCCAUGCAGCCUGGAGCCGGGGCCGGCCUCAUGUCCACUCCUCCCGGGGCCAAGAACCCCAACAGCACCCUGGUGGACGAGCUCGAGUCCUCCUUCGAGGCAUGCUUUGCUUCUCUUGUGAGCCAGGACUAUGUGAAUGGUACUGACCAGGAGGAGAUCCGCACUGGUGUUGAGCAAUGUAUUCAUAAGUUCCUGGAUGUGGCCAGACAGACAGAAUGCUUUUUCCUACAGAAAAGAUUACAGCUCUCGGUCCAAAAGCCAGAGCAGGUUAUUAAAGAGGAUGUGACAGAACUGAGAAGUGAGCUGCAAAGGAAGGAAGCGCUCAUUCAGAAGCACCUGACAAAAUUACGGAGCUGGCAGCAGGUUCUGGAAGAGAUCAAUGGUCAGCAUAAGAAGCCAAGUGAAAUGGCACAAGGGCCUCUUGCAUUUUUGGAACAAGCCUCUGCCAAUAUCCCUGCACCAAUGAAGCCAACGUGAUUUGACUGUACAGAGGCGGCCUCAAAGAUUUCUUGUAAAGACUAUUUCUAUUUUUCCUUUACUGUUUUUGUACUAUAUUUUGUAAAGUAGAAUUUUGUUUUAAGCUCGUAACGAUUGCUGGUGACUUUUUAUGCCACAAUUCAAUAAAAAAUACCUUUCUUAAC